AUGUCUCGCAUGCCAGCUUCCCACGGCCACAAUGAGGCUUGCUGCAACAUCCCCCCGGUAGUGUCCAAGGGCUACCAGGCCAAGGGCACAUACGAGAAGAUUGGUGAUUUCAAGACAUAUGUCACCGGCCCGGCUGAUGCGACCAAGGCCAUUGUCAUCGUCUAUGAUAUCUUCGGAUACUUUGACCAGACCAUCCAGGGCGCGGACAUUCUUGCCUACGGCGACAGCAACCAGAAGUACAAGGUCUUCAUGCCAGACCUGUUCCACGGCGUGCCCUGCCCCAUUGAGAUCUACCCUCCCGAUAAUGAGGACAAGCAGAAGCAGCUGGGCGCAUUCUUCGGAAAGUACCCCCCUCCCAAGGUAGCUGCCCAGAUUCCCGACUACGUCCAGGCCAUCAAGGACAAGGACUCGUCUCUGACCAAGUUCGGCAUCCUCGGUUUCUGCUGGGGUGGCAAGGUCGUCGCUCUCGCCGUCAAGGCCGCCAACAACCCCUUCGCCAUUGCUUCAUCCGCCCACCCUGCCAUGGUCGACCCCGCCGAUGCCGAGGGCAUCGACAUCCCCUUUGCCCUCCUCGCAUCCCAGGAGGAGGAGGCCGAUGUUGUUAAGAAGUUCGAGGACGCCCUCAAGGUCCCCAAGCACGUGGAGACCUUUGGUGACCAGAUUCACGGGUGGAUGGCUGCUCGUGCCGACCUGAGCGAUGCUCGCGUCAAGGAGGAGUACGAACGCGGCUACAAGGUCCUUCUCAACUUUUACGCCAAGCACUUUUAA
This is a messenger RNA of Clonostachys rhizophaga, 768 nucleotides long. NCBI's taxonomy places the organism in Eukaryota, Fungi, Ascomycota, Sordariomycetes, Hypocreales, Bionectriaceae. The record is from the annotation of a GenBank genome assembly.